Psylliodes chrysocephalus is the source of this 345-nucleotide messenger RNA. The record is from the annotation of a GenBank genome assembly. Lineage: Eukaryota; Metazoa; Arthropoda; Insecta; Coleoptera; Chrysomelidae.
AUGUAUUUCCAGCUAGAUGGUGCAUCCAUUCACAAUUCAAGGAUUGUUCGUCAAUGGUUUAACCAAAAAUUUCCUAUGCCGUGGAUAGGAAGAAACAGUCCUUUUGAACACUGGCCUCCGAGGUCCCCUGAUAUUACACCACUCGAUUUUUAUUUUUGGGGUCUGAUAAAAAAUAAAGUUUAUAAAACAAGGCCCAGAAAUCGAAAUGAACUUUGUGCCAGAAUAAGACAAGCCUGUCAAGAAAUCAGCAUCCCAGAACUUAGACGAGUAUCCAGACAUAAUCGCAAAAGAAUUGAAAAAUGUAUUCGAAUAAAUGAAGGACUAGUCGAGCGAGAUAACAUUUGA